AUGAUGGACGUUGAAACGAAUUCGCUUCCCCUUAAGCCACCCAUUGAAGAUGAGCAGGAUGUGCAAGAUGCGACCGACCUGGCUGCGAUGGGCCAUGCCCAGGCGCUGACACGCAAAUUCAACAUCUGGAGUAUGCUUGCUCUGGCUUUCUGUGUUCUCGGAACAUACUCGACUUUUGCUCAAGAUUUGAGCAGCGGUCUCUCCAAUGGCGCCUCCAUUACCAUUCUUUGGGGCCUGGUGCUGGUCACGGCCUGUAACCUCUGUGUCGCCCUCUCGCUCGGUGAAUUAACCAGCAGUAUGCCUACGGCCCUUGGACAGGCCUACUGGGUCUACCGUCUGUGGCCCACACCUCUCGGCCGUUUUGUUUCAUAUAUGUGCGCCUGGAUCAACACGUUCGGAUGGUGGACAUUAACCGCCUCGCAAGUCGCCUUUAUGACCGAGUUUCUGUUGGGCAUGAAGACGAUGUUCAAUCCUGAGUGGUCCGGUGCUAGUCAAGGGUGGCUCCAAUUUGUCGUCUAUAUCGGCGUCGUCCUCCUUUUGACCGCAAUCAACGUGGUUAGUUGCCGCCGUGAGCAGAUCCUGCCGUGGAUCAAUAACUUCGUUGGUGUCUGGUUUGCAGGGCUCUUCAUCGUUCUAUCGAUGGUGAUGCUUAUUUGCGUUGGCGUCAAGAGUGAACUGAAAUUCCAGCCCCCCUCUUUCGUGUUUGGCGCAUGGAUAAACCAGACCGGAUGGAGUGAUGGCGUUGUUUGGUUCACCGGUCUUGUGCAGGCGGCGUAUGGGUUGACAGCCUUCGACUCAGUCAUUCAUAUGGUCGAGGAAAUUCCCGCGCCGCGGAAGAAUGCUCCCCGUGUUAUCUGGAUGGCGGUACUGUUCGGCGCUAUCACUGGAUUUAUCUUCAUGGUAGUCUGCCUGUUCUGUAUCCAGAAUGUUGAUAACGUCUCCGGAGCCGACCUACCAUUUAUGGAGCUGAUGCUUGAGACCGUUGGCUUGAAGGGCAGCGCUGUCUUGAUUUCCCUCUUUAUCUUCAACGGCCUGGGACAGGGAAUCAGCGUUCUAACCACCGCCUCUAGGCUGUCAUGGGGGUUUGCUCGUGACGGUGGCCUCCCUUGGAGCCGAUACUUCAGUCAUGUCGACCCUGUUUGGCAAGUUCCUGCCCGCGCUCUCUGGGGUCAGGGUGUUAUUAUUGCCAUUGUUGGCAUCUUGUACCUGUUUGCCAAUACCGUGCUCGAGGCCAUCUUGAGUGUCAGCACUAUUGCCUUGACUGUCUCUUAUGCCAUGCCCAUCCUUGCACUCCUCAUCACUGGUCGUGACAAGCUGCCUCCCGGGCCCUUCCGUCUUGGUCGCUGGGGCCCCUGGUUCAACUGGGUCAGUAUUGUCUACUGCAUCAUCACAACCAUCUUCUUCCUGUUCCCGGGUGCUCCAAACCCAGCGCCUAGCGACAUGAACUACGCCAUUGCCGUGUUUGGUGUUAUGCUGGUCAUUGCGGUCGCCUUUUGGUUCAUUCGAGGUGGCCGCACAUAUCUUCAGACAGAAGAUGCGAUUGCUCAGAUGGUAUAUGCCCAGCACUUGGAGGACUCCGGAUCCCCUGUGCCGACACAGGAAGCGACAGUUGACUAUAAGUAA
Penicillium manginii is the source of this 1623-nucleotide messenger RNA. RefSeq names its product putative amino acid permease family protein. The record is from RefSeq and is a predicted model, not a curated record. Gene Ontology annotation, biological process: transmembrane transport. Gene Ontology annotation, molecular function: transmembrane transporter activity. The transcript is spliced from 2 exons. The coding region runs from base 1 to 1623 and encodes 540 amino acids. Lineage: Eukaryota; Fungi; Ascomycota; Eurotiomycetes; Eurotiales; Aspergillaceae. Gene Ontology annotation, cellular component: membrane.